Molecule: messenger RNA, 2165 nt
Organism: Erythranthe guttata (spotted monkey flower)
Lineage: Eukaryota; Viridiplantae; Streptophyta; Magnoliopsida; Lamiales; Phrymaceae
Source: RefSeq, a predicted model, not a curated record
GUGCGUUUUCAACAUCGGAAGACAAAAACGCUACUUUCAUUUCAUACACCCACUCCGCCACAUUUGCUUUGCGCCGCCACCAGUGAACCCAACCAGACGAUCAUCCAGUGUGUAUAUGAAGCGGCGGCAGCAGCGGCGGCGCCGAUAAUAAUGUCUGCAAUUUUGAGAUACUCUACCUCCAAGCUCCGCCGCGUAAUUACUACAGCCGCGGUCCUCACCUCCAAACCGCACUCAAGCUUCCACUCCUCCGCCGUCAAAACCCUACGUCCGGCAACCUUCCUCCAUUCCCACCGGACCACAUUUCUCCAGGUACGGCACAAGUGGGAUGGAAUCUCCGACAACUACGAUCAAAUCAAAGCCGAGGUCGAUUGCCCGCGCUGCUCCAAACCGAUGACCGUGCUAUUCUCGAACCGGCCACUCUCCAUCACCGCCGCCGAGAGCGGCAUUUACCAGGCCGUGAACAUGUGCCACAAUUGUCGGACGGCCUUUUAUUUCCGGCCGUUCAAGCUGGAGCCGCUGCAGGGGAGUUUCAUUGAGAUUGGGAGGAUUAAGGGCGGGAGAGAGAAUUUUAGGGAUUUGGAGGGGAAUCACGCCGGAGAAAUUGGGAAGAAAGGGGUUAAGAUUUGGGAGAAGCUGAGGUCUUACAGUGGUGGCGGUGAGGAUAAUCGGAAGAACAGUGAUGCUGCUGAUCGUGAUUGUAACUGUAACGAAGAGGAGAUUUCGGAGGGAGGGGCUACGGGGGUUUCGGAGGAGGUGGAAAAAUUGGGGAAAGAUUUGCCUACGCCGAAGGAGAUAUGUAAGGUGCUCAACGAGUUCGUUAUCGGGCAGGAGAAGGCAAAGAAGGUGCUUUCUGUUGCUGUUUACAACCACUACAAAAGAAUAAAUCACUCCAUGUUUCAGAAAGAGACAGUUGCUGAAGCAGGCUGCACUGAGCCUGAACUAGAUUGUCACAACAGCGAUGUUGUUGAGCUGGAGAAAAGCAAUGUCUUAUUAAUUGGUCCAACUGGCUCAGGGAAGACGCUGCUUGCAAAAACACUAGCUCGAGUUGUAAAUGUGCCUUUUGUCAUUGCUGAUGCCACUUCACUAACACAGGCUGGUUAUGUAGGGGAAGAUGUUGAAUCCAUACUAUACAAAUUGCUCAUGGUUGCUGACUUUGAUGUUGAAGCAGCUCAACGAGGAAUUGUGUACAUAGAUGAAGUUGACAAGAUAACUAAGAAGACUGAGAGCUUGAACGUUGGUCGAGAUGUAUCUGGAGAGGGUGUUCAGCAAGCACUACUGAAAAUGCUGGAAGGAACUAUUUUAAGUGUUCCUGAUCUUAGAACAUCUAAGCAUUCACACCGUGACAGCAUUCAGAUAGAUACAAAAGAUAUCCUCUUUAUCUGUGGUGGAGCUUUUGUUGAUUUGGAGAAGAGAAUUUCUGAGAGACGACAAGAUUCCUCUAUUGGUUUUGGUGCACCUGUCCGUACUAAUAUGAGAGUUGGUGGAUUAAAUAUCGCUUCAGCCUCGUCACUAUUGGAACAUGUAGAGGGUGGUGAUCUUACUGCAUAUGGUCUUAUACCUGAGUUUGUUGGGCGGUUUCCUGUUGUAGUGAGCUUAUCGGCUCUUGAUGAAGACCAACUUGUUCAGGUUCUCACGGAGCCAAAAAAUGCUCUCUGUAAACAAUACAAGAGGAUGUUCAGCAUGAAUAAUGUCAAAUUACAAUUCACAGACGGCGCAAUGAGAUUGAUUGCAAAGAAAGCGACAGCCAGGAAUACUGGUGCGCGUGGUUUGAGAGCCAUCUUGGAAAAUAUUCUAACCGAGGCAAUGUUUGAGGUUCCAGAUGCGACAUCUGGAGUAAACUAUGCAGAUACAGUUUUGGUUGAUGACGAGGCUGUAGGUUCACCAGAUACACCUGGAUGCGGAGCAAAAUUGCUUUGGUCGAGUCGCGGAUUGGAACAAGUUCCUCCACAAACAAAAUCAAAAGAGACUCUGAAGAAGGCGCCCCGGUGAAGAGGAGGUUGCAUGAAGACUUGGAGGAUUCAUUGCCUGCCAUAAGUUUGUAAUGCAACAGCCUGAAAAAAGGCAGCUUGUAAAUAUUCAACAAUUUUAAGUUCUGUUGACCCCAAAUUUGUUGACUUGUCAUAACCGUUGCCUUGCUUUGCUUAUUUAUUUUUAGGCUUCACAAA